AUGACAACCAAAGUGUUUUGGCUCCUCUGCUUUGUCAUUAGAUCAUCUUCCAGCUCGGCGGCCGGAUCCCUGCCCUAUGCCGAGAAACCCAGUGAGACUCGCAGCAAAGAUGCAUAUAAUUCAGCAGACUCUGCACCUGGCCAAGUCAAAGUGCCAGCCUGGGGCACCACCAGUGCUAGAGAGAAUCACACCGAACACUGGCUUUUGUCUCCCACCAACCUGCAGCACCCAAAACCUCCCGAAGUCAUCUCCCGCUCAUCGGACAAAAAGAAACAAACCAAGCCUUCUCUAGAAAACAGCACGGGGCUGAGGAAACACCUCUUGCAGUAUGGAGGGGCCAUGCCUCUGGAGAGCGCAACUGAGGGGCCGUCUCCUGCCUCCUUUGACUUCAGCCACGCAAACAGAAUGCCCGUGGACAGACGGCUGGCUGAGGCUGCUAACAGUGUGUCAGCUCACUUCCACCACGCAGCAUCUUCCUAUCAGAAGAUCACAGCCUUAGCAGAGGCUUAUCCUUUCCUACACUCUGGAACAGUAGAGUCAGAUGAUCCUAACAUGCUGGAUCAUUUCAACCGACCAGGAAAGAUAAAUCCCUAUAAAAGUGCUGAUCUCUGGAAAAAGAUUGUCAAACCCUCCUGGGUGACUAACCGCCAGUCAUCCAGUCUGCCGUACCAUUUCAGCGUGUUGAAAAAAGAUGCUGAUAAGGAGAAGGCAUGUCUGACCGAGUGCAGGAAAGAGAGAGAUGAAGUGGAGGCCUACUGCACGAGUGAAUUCGCAGUGAAUGGAAUUGUUUAUAACAUGGAAAGACUGGGGAGUGGAGUCCACUUGAUUACGUUUUUGGUAAACAGCGAUGGAUUAUACAAGAUGAAUCGUCUGUAUAUUACUCCUGAUGGCUUCUUCUUCCGAAUUCACAUUCUAGUUGUGGAUUCCUUAAACUGCAGCAAACCGUGUCCAGACUUUAAACUUGGCAGUAGAUACAUUGUGAUGGGUCAGAUCUACCACAAGAGACGACAGAUCCCUGCAAACCUACUGCAGUUCCUGCGAGGGCGCCUGAGGCCUGGGGAUGGACUGCUUGGAAGCAGCAGCAGCUAUGUGAAGAGAUUCAACAGGAAGAGGAAUCGCAAAGUACAAGGGGCUCACGCUAAAUGUAGAUAA
Cygnus atratus (black swan) is the source of this 1152-nucleotide messenger RNA. It is a transcript of the gene C18H17orf58, whose product is annotated as chromosome 18 C17orf58 homolog. The record is from RefSeq and is a predicted model, not a curated record. The transcript is spliced from 5 exons. NCBI's taxonomy places the organism in Eukaryota, Metazoa, Chordata, Aves, Anseriformes, Anatidae. Gene Ontology annotation, molecular function: protein binding. Bases 1 to 1152 code for a protein of 383 amino acids.